Molecule: messenger RNA, 2304 nt
Organism: Daucus carota subsp. sativus
Lineage: Eukaryota; Viridiplantae; Streptophyta; Magnoliopsida; Apiales; Apiaceae
Product: histone-lysine N-methyltransferase family member SUVH9
Exons: 1
Coding region: 151-2091 (646 amino acids)
Cellular component (GO): nucleus
Molecular function (GO): histone methyltransferase activity; protein binding; double-stranded DNA binding
Source: RefSeq, a predicted model, not a curated record
GAUGACCACUUGUCCACAUUUCGUCAUCCCAACACCACCAAAACCAAAAUCCCUAAAUUCAAAACUCACUCUCAACCCAAACACCCCCUCCACGUACACCACUUCUCUAACCCAAACUCAAAUCUCCACUCGCCACUUCUUACACAAGCAAUGGGCUCUCUGCUCGAUUUCUCAGCCCCCCAAAACGACGCCGUCACGCCUCCCCCCACUAUUAUCCAACCCAAACUCGAGCCUCUCGACUCAGUCUCCGACUCGGACUCACUCGCUCCUUCUCACCCACCCGGAAUUCCGUUCCCUCUUUCUCAGUCUCAACCAUCUCCGCCGCCGAACCCUAAUUCUAAUGCUAAUGUAUAUUCUGAGUUUUCUCGCAUUUCGCAGCUCUUCAACACGGCGUUUUCGGAUAAAGCGCCGCAGAACGACGUCGUUUCGAGUGAUAAAGCCGCGCAGAACGACGUCGUUUCGAGUCCUGACGCGCUCGCGAUUGUUGCGCGGCCUCAGGAGGGGCUGUCGGCGAGUGUGAAUAGAAUUAGGCAUCCGCAGCACUCGUCGGAGUUGGUUAGGGUUACUGAUUUGAAUAUCGAAGAUGAGAGAUAUUUUCGGGAGGUUGUUAGGAAGACGAGGAUGCUUUAUGAGAAUCUGAGGAUUUAUGGGAAUUUGAAUGAUGAGAAGGGGUUGGUGGGGAGGCGGAGUAGGAAUGAUUUGAAGGCGUCUUCGGUGAUGAGGGAGCGGGGAUUGUGGCUGAAUCGGGACAAGAGAAUUGUGGGAGCUAUUCCCGGGAUUGAGAUAGGGGAUGUGUUCUUUUUCAGGAUGGAAUUGUGUGUGGUUGGGAUUCAUGAGCAGCCUCAGGCUGGGAUUGAUUACUUGCCUUCGAGUAGGAGUUCGAAUGGGGAGCCAAUUGCGACGAGUAUUAUUGUUUCGGGUGGGUAUGAGGAUGAUGUGGAUACGGGGGAUGUGAUCAUUUAUACGGGACAUGGUGGUCAGGAUAAGUGCUUUAGGCAAUGUGCUCAUCAGAAGCUUGAAAGUGGGAAUUUGGGGUUGGAGAGGAGUAUGCAUUAUGGGAUUGAGGUAAGAGUUGUGCGCGGGUUUAAGUAUGAAGGUAGUGCUAGCGGUAAGGUUUAUGUUUAUGAUGGGUUACAUAAGGUUGUAGAUUGUUGGUUUGAUGUGGGGAAGUCCGGCUUUGGGGUUUAUAAGUUUAAGAUUGUUAGACUUGAGAAUCAGCCGGAAAGGGGUAGUUUGGUUCUUAGGUUUGCACAAAAUCUUAGAGUUAGGCCUUUGGAGGUUAGGCCGAGGGGGUAUGUUUGUUUGGAUAUGUCAAUGAAAAAGGAAAAUGUCCCUGUUUUGUUGUUUAAUGAUAUUGAUAGAGAUCAUGAACCGUUGGCUUAUCAAUAUUUGGUGAAAUCUGUUAUUCCUUCUUAUGUGUACCAGUUUGGGAGUAGUGGAUGUAAUUGUGUUCUUGGUUGUUUAAGCAAUUGUUUCUGUGCGAUGAAGAACGGGGGCCAGUUUGCUUAUGAUGAAAGAGGUAUAUUGAUUCAGGGCAAGCCAAUAAUCUUUGAAUGUGGUCCAUCUUGUUCUUGUCCUCCAACUUGUAGAAAUCGUGUAAGUCAGAAAGGUGUGAAGAACACAUUUGAAGUGUUUCGAUCCCGGGAAACUGGCUGGGGAGUUAGAUCUUUGGACUUGAUUCAGGCUGGUUCUUUUCUUUGUGAGUAUGCAGGAGUUGUUUUGACUCGGGACCAAGCCCAAGUAAUUUCAAUGGCUGGUGAUAACUUAGUUUAUCCAAGACGGUUCUCUGAAAGAUGGGCAGAAUGGGGAGAUGUGUCACGAGUAGCCUCUAAUUAUGUUAGGCCUUCGCAUCCCUCAAUUCCUCCAUUGGACUUUGCAAUGGAUGUAUCAAGCAUGAGGAACGUGGCAUGUUACAUGAGCCAUAGUAGAAGUCCCAAUGUGAUGGUUCAGUUUGUGUUGUAUGAUCACAGUAAUGUGCUCUUUCCUCGUCUUAUGUUGUUCGCUUUGGAGAAUAUCCCACCCUUGAGGGAACUUAGUCUUGACUAUGGGGUGGCUGAUGAAUUGUCGCCCAAGCUUGCUAUCUGUAACUGACUGUAUAUGCCAGAGUGCGAGCAUUUUUGUAUGUUGUUUUAAACAAAAUCGUUAAUUGAGGUAAAGCCUGCCUCUCAUGUAUCGUUAAAUCCUUUUUUUUUUUUUUUUUUUGCUAAACAUGUAUUGGUAAGUCUUUUUGAUACAGAUCUGGUGGUUCUGUAUUUCUAAUAUGACUUGAAUUGUUUUGCUGAACUUAAAUUUCUGUUUCAUACA